Messenger RNA from Vicugna pacos (alpaca), 1430 nucleotides. Lineage: Eukaryota; Metazoa; Chordata; Mammalia; Artiodactyla; Camelidae. The record is from RefSeq and is a predicted model, not a curated record.
CUUUCGAUUUUAGAGAUAUAUCUGGGCCCCGAGGAUGCUGUGUCUGCUUAUUACGCAGACGCACAGCUGGUGACUGGAUCCGCGCAGCUGGGAACGUCUGGGUCUGGUUCACACUCAGCCAGAGGGAGACUCCUGGGGUGAAGCCACACCUCCUUCGAGCCUGAUGCAGAUUGGUGAGCUGAAGUGACGAGGCUGACACCCCGCUGCUGGCACCAUGACGUCAAUAGGCAUCCUUUACUGCCCAGAUAAGGAGUGGUUUUUUGAGGCUGUCAUUGAGUGCCUCUGGAACAUAUUGAACAGCGAGGAACUCCUACACCUGCUGACUGAAGUCCUAAAUAGAUUUGAGAAGGAGGAAAAUUUAUCAAGGUCAGACCAACACCCUCGUGUCCACUUCCCCCAGAGGUCAGGACUGACACCACGUGACCCUGAGGCCCAUCACGCAUCAGCCUGGCCGAUUGUCAGCGGCCAGGGGCCCAGGGGAGAGUCAGCUGCACUACGCGAAUACCUGGAUGACCUGAAGACACUCUUGGCCCUCAAGAACAAAUACAGCCUGCUAAAGGAGCAGCUGAAUAGGAAGAGGUUUUUAAAGAAGUUUCCUCAGGUGAAACGAGGGCUUGAGGAAACAAUAGAAAAGCUCCGUGCACUUGCAGACAAGGUGGACAAGGUUCACAGGGACUGCACCAUCGCCCAGGUGGCAGCCGCAUCUGCUGGUGCUGUGUCUGGCAUCCUGACCAUUGCUGGCGUGAUUCUGGCCCCUGUGACAGCGGGGGUCAGUCUGGCACUCUCGGCAACUGGGUUAGGGCUGGGGGCUGCAGCUGCCCUGACCGGUGUGGCCAGCACUGUCGUGGAACAUGUUGUCACGUCAUCAGCAGAAACUGAAGCCAAUGACCUAAUGUCAACUGCCAUCAACAGAUGGAAAAUCGUCAAGGAGGUUCUACUGCAGCGCCAGUCCCAAAUUGUUUCUGCAGCAGAGACACUCAGAGAAGCUGUGCUACAGAUUGAAAAGAAUAUCCGUGCCAUCGAGCUGCUCAGAGCCAACCCUGGCUUAGCAGCAGAUGUGCAGCGCUUCCUGACCACUGGGCAACUCUCAGUCCAAAGCGGCAGGCAGGUGCAGGAAGUUCUUAAAGGCACAGCUCUGGCAAUGAGCACAGGAGCCCGGGUCAUUGGUAUGGCCGCUGCAGGUGUCUCCCUUCUGCUGAAUGUGGGCUUCCUUGUGAAAGAGUCACUGCACUUGCAUGAGGGGGCAAAGACGGAGUCAGCUGAACGGCUAAGACAGCAGGCCCUGGAGCUGGAGAGAAGGUUGGAGGAGCUCACUCAGACCUACGAGAGUCUGCUGUAGGGUCCGAGUCUCCCUCAGUCCCCCGACCCAGAGCAGUGCAGGGAGCAGAGGCAUGUGAGUGGCCAACAUGCAGAGGUAGCUUUUAAGAGGG